Molecule: messenger RNA, 1314 nt
Organism: Aspergillus fijiensis CBS 313.89
Lineage: Eukaryota; Fungi; Ascomycota; Eurotiomycetes; Eurotiales; Aspergillaceae
Exons: 3
Coding region: 241-1137 (298 amino acids)
Biological process (GO): GPI anchor biosynthetic process
Cellular component (GO): endoplasmic reticulum membrane; mannosyltransferase complex
Molecular function (GO): mannosyltransferase activity
Source: RefSeq, a predicted model, not a curated record
UCCUCUCGCCCAGGAUGACAUGGGUUCUACUCUAAUAUCAUACUCUCUCACUCUCCGCAUAUCCCACAAUCGCUCUAUAAACACCCAUCAAGCCUGUCCAUCAAUUACAGCUCCCGCGCAGCUCCAGAAGCAGUAGCUCUGUAUACUACUAAUCUAGUGUCACCACCCUUCCCAGCUCCAUAAUGCUGCGCAUAUAAGAAAAGAAAAUCAAAAGAAAUCACCACAAAAGCCACCACCGCAAUGCACCACCACCACCUCCUCAUCCUCCUCCUCACCACCCUCCUCCUCCUCACCCGGCGCACGAGCGCCAACGUCGAAAAGACCAUCUUCCUCGGCCCCUCCCCCUCCCUGAUUCCAACUCUCACGCCUCCCAUCGACGACUUGGGCCUCCCACGCUUAUCCCCCUCGUACUUCCACCACCGCACAAAGCUCAAUGCCUCCUUCCCCAGCCCCGACUCCGCCGGCACAGACUCAUGGUUCUUCCUCGAGCAUCUGAUCCCCGGUAAACGCUAUGAAGUACGCAUAUGCUGGCUAGCCACUCAACCAACCUCCUUCCACCUAACAACCUACACCCUCCCGCACGCCCUCGAAACCCCGGACCUCCUCGGCGCAAUAACCACCUACUCGACCGCCCGCCUCGCCCACCAGCAACACCUGGACGACAAUGGCCUCGCCCUCCUCUCCGAUCUAGACAAACAGGUCCGGUACAGCCAGAAGAAAAAGCCCGCCAGCCCCAAAGGAAGGCACAGCGGCGGGAUCGGGAUGCUCAGCCCACAUUCGCGAAUCACGACGGCCAGCAGCAGUCCCGUCGAGGAUACGGCCCCGGUCGCGGACUCAGUGCUGUUCCUGCGAGUGCGCGCCGCGGCGGAUUACUACUCCACCGAUCCGGAGCUCAUGGAGACCGUGCCCCCCGUCGUGGUGGAUGUGAUCCUGGAUCCGUAUCUGGGCAAUGUGUUUCCGCGCAGCUUGGUCCCGACCGCCGGGUGGGUGGUGGUUGUGGCUGGGGUCGCGGUCUUCGUGGGCCGGUGGGUGGUUGCGGAGCUGGGGCGGGUCGUGGAUUCGAUCGCUUCGGAGGAGCAGGAGCAGGAGCAGGAAGGAGAGAUUGGUGGUGAGAGGGAGGCGAAGAAGAUACAGUAAUCUCUCGCUUCUGAUUUAAUAUAGUCCGGUUUCAAUUAUGUGUAAAUAUAUUGAUUAUGAUUCAGUACGACAGCGUCAACUGCGUGACUUGGGAAAUGUAUAAUAUAAUUGGACGUGUAUUGGGAAAAGGCUUGGAAUUACAUUCAUGGUUGUGGGCAGCAAGCACCAGGCAAACAU